GACCUCUGCCGCUCCUCAUCGCGAAGCAGGAUACCAAUAGCUACUAGGACGCGAGCACGCCUUUUCCAGUGUGAGCACAUCCUUAUAGACGCGAGUGCACGCGAGCAGGCUUUCAAACUCGGACUUCGCCGAAAGCUUUAUGGACACGGUCGCAACAGAAGCACUGAAGAUUUGCGGCUUGUGGCUGAUACUCGUGUUGCGCCUCUCGUCAGUCGUUGCUGCGCGCUCUGUCAGGAUACUCCUUCGCUCUGCCAAGAUAUUCCUCUAUUCUGCCGAAAUAUUCCUCCGCUCUGCCGUUGUCAACGUCGUUGUGGCUAAGUACGCCGCGGACUUGGGUGACUCACUCACGCUAGGAGUCGCGCACGCUAAGAGCCGCGCCCGUGAUGCGCAACGCCCGGCAUCCUGCCUACGCGUGCCCUUGCUCUGCGCAACGCCCGGAGUCCUUCCUCUGCGCAUCUCGCGACACCCGCGAUACAUCACCUCGAGGCUAUCUUGUGCCUUUUCGACAUACAGAGUGAUACAGCCGACGUUGUAUUCACUGCGACGUACGAGGAUCACUCUUCGACAUGGGAGUCCGACGGCUCUCCUUCAACUGGCUGAAUACCUUCAUUCGACACGAUCACUGAAUUCGGAUUGUCGCGCUGAGUUUCCGGCGAGCCACACGAGCCCGCCGACCCCCGCGCAAAAGUAGAAAUCACCUGUGCGUCUCUCACGACGCGCGCGCACCUUUGGCCGCACGGCGCGCGUCUCUUGACCUCGAUGGCUUGCGCCUUUUGACAUCGACGGCGUGUUUGACCCUCUGCAUGUCAAACAUUGACGUUGCUAGCCCACCUCAAUGCAGCGGCUCUACGCUCUAGCAUGUCUACUUGCCUGUCCGCUAGCGCGGGUCCAUUGAAGUGGGUCUCGCUUGUACGGCCCGAGGCAUUCAGUGAACUAAGUCAGUACGCAAGUUCAGGGUUUGUC
Molecule: messenger RNA, 963 nt
Organism: Schizophyllum commune H4-8
Lineage: Eukaryota; Fungi; Basidiomycota; Agaricomycetes; Agaricales; Schizophyllaceae
Exons: 1
Coding region: 140-691 (183 amino acids)
Source: RefSeq, a predicted model, not a curated record